CAAUCUACUACAUAAAAACAGUUAUAUUAUUGAUAAUUAUCAGCCCAAUUCCCAAGGCUUGUCAGAUUCCAUGAAGCCCAAAUCUAAAUCCAAGGCCAAAGCCAAAGCCAAAGCCAAAACAUAUGAAGAUGAUCCUAAACUCAGAAUGGGUCAUACUUAUUCCUCCUCUACAUUGUCAUCUUCAUUCCUUGCAUUUGAUCAUGUCAAUCCAGCAGGAAUAGAACCAGAUGCAGAAGCCAUUGCUAGCAUGAGGGAAAUGAUUUACAGGGCUGCAGCUUUCAGGCCUGUAAAUAUAGGCAGAGAAAUAUUUAAAAAGGCCAAACGAAAGAAUGUGAGGAUUUCAAGUGACCCACAGACAGUUGCAGCGCGUCAGAGGAGGGAGAAGAUCAGUGACAGGAUCAGAAUACUUCAGAGGCUUGUUCCAGGUGGAGCUAAAAUGGAUACUGCUUCCAUGCUUGAUGAAGCAGUCAACUACCUCAAGUUCCUUAAAUCACAGAUUGAAGCUCUUCAAUCCAUGAGCAAUAAUAAGGUUAACAAUAUGGAGAUCAGUUCUUUGAUAGGCUCCUGCUCAACUGGUACUUCUCUCAUCUCUUCUCUAGUUCACUAUUCUGAUGAUGGGUCUCAGAGUAUGAUCUAAAAGUUAAAAACGCAGAGUAUGAUCUAAAAGUUAAAAGACACAUAUGCAGUUAAUCCAGAAGCUUUCAAAUGCAUUAACAUAAGCUGUUAAAACUUCAUGUCUUUAAUUGAUACUUUUCUCAUUUAUUUCUCUUCCUUCAGCAGUGCUCUAAACUAGAUCAUAUCUAUCAAAAUGGUCUGUUGUAAAGAACAGAUCAUUAACUGUUUGUA
Messenger RNA from Cryptomeria japonica (Japanese cedar), 846 nucleotides. Its product is annotated as transcription factor bHLH87-like. The coding region runs from base 71 to 637 and encodes 188 amino acids. Gene Ontology annotation, biological process: regulation of DNA-templated transcription. The record is from RefSeq and is a predicted model, not a curated record. Gene Ontology annotation, molecular function: protein dimerization activity; DNA-binding transcription factor activity. The transcript has a single exon. Lineage: Eukaryota; Viridiplantae; Streptophyta; Pinopsida; Cupressales; Cupressaceae.